This is a messenger RNA of Mercurialis annua (annual mercury), 3366 nucleotides long. Its product is annotated as formin-like protein 6. Gene Ontology annotation, biological process: actin cytoskeleton organization; actin nucleation. The transcript has 4 exons. The record is from RefSeq and is a predicted model, not a curated record. Bases 268 to 3003 code for a protein of 911 amino acids. Gene Ontology annotation, molecular function: actin filament binding. Lineage: Eukaryota; Viridiplantae; Streptophyta; Magnoliopsida; Malpighiales; Euphorbiaceae.
GAGAGCGACGGGGGAAGAAAAAACGCAGCUUUAGCCUUUAACGCUAACGUCAGCAGCAGGAGCAUCCAGAUCUUGCACCCAAAAGAACCUUCCCUUCAUACACUCAUACACGCACACUCUGCAUUCUUUUUCUCUUCACCUUUUCUUUUCUUUUCUCUCCAACCAAACAAAACCCGAGAAAAAAAGAAUCACAGAAAUGAAUUUAGGCCAAGAAAACAAGAAGAAGAACAGCAACAAAUUUAGAACCACCAUUCCAAAUUUAUCACCAUGAAACCUUGUGGUCACCAUCACCCUCAUCAUUUCAUUUUCUUUUUAUUAAUUCUCUCAUCACUGUCACUAUCAUCAUCAUUUCAACGAAGAAUUCUUCACCAGCCAUUGUUCCCCGUCGCUUCAGUUCCACCGCCCGACACUUCUCCUCCGCCUCCGCCGACAAUUCUACCACCUCCUGACCAGCCUUUCUUCCCCGAAGUCCCAAAUGGACAAAACCCAGAUCAAACUCAACAACAACCGUCACCUUCAUCACCAUCCACGUCAUCCUCACCGGCUAAUGGAACUAAUGCACCUAUUCCGACAGCAACACAGCCGGCUAAACCAGCUAAAAAAGUUGCGAUUGCAAUCUCAGUUGGGAUUGUUACUCUCGGCAUGUUGUCCGGUCUCGCAUUUUUUUUAUACCGUCACCGUGUUAAACACUCAACCGACACUCAGAAACUCGUCGUCGCCGGUAAUGCUAACGAUAACGGUAAUUCCGGAAGAUUCAAUGAUGAGUCAGUAGUACCGUCUUCUAGUCUUCUUUAUAUGGGUACUGUACAACCGGGAAGAACAUCCGGUGAAAUUCACGUACCAACUGCGACAACAAAUGAAUCUGCUGCGAAUCAUUCACCUUAUCGGAAACUUAAUUCCGUCAAGAGAUCCGAUCGGUAUCGACCUAGUCCUGACUUGCAACCGCUUCCGCCGUUACAAAGGCCGCCGUCAUCUCGACACGAGAAUGAGAAUGUGAAUGAGAAUGAAAAUUCUUCUUCUGAUGAAGAGAGCCACGGGACUGCUUUUUAUACGCCGCAAGGCUCGUUAAUCAGCAACGAUGAUAACUAUUACGCCGCCGCGGUUGUGCCGCUGUCGCGGACUAUUAGUAACACCAGUUCCGGUAAGGCUGUUAAUGGUAAUGGUAAUUCUGUUCCUCAUUCUAAAAGGACUUCUCCUAAGUCGAGAUUGUCUUCAGUUUCUUCGCCGGAAAUGAAACAUGUUAUCAUUCCAUCAAUUAAGCAACCACCGCCGCCGCCUCCUCUACCACCACACGAAAGAGCUUUGAAUAUUGAGCCAAUCAGUUCAUAUUUGCCGAAACGAACAAAAUUCUCAGCUCCUCCACCGCCACCGCCAAAUAUGGCAAUUCUCCGAUCAAUAAGCAGUCCACAACAACAACCAAGUAAAAUUCCAGCUCCACCUCCUCCUCCUCCGCCUCCACCACCACCGAUGACAAUCCUGUCAACACAGAGCAAAACAGGGUCCUCUGAAACAGCAACAGCUAGUGUAUUCUCUCAACCUAGCACCGUGUCGUCCAAGCAACAGUUAACCGGCGCCGUUUCCAAGACUGAAACGACACCGUUGAGUGCAGAGAGUGUAAAUAAAAGGGUCAGUUCAUCCGAGAAAACUGAUACAGAGGAACAAGACGGAGGAAAACCAAAAUUAAAACCAUUACAUUGGGACAAAGUGAGAGCAACUUCAGACAGAGAAACAGUCUGGGACCAGCUUAAAUCCAGUUCUUUCCAAUUAAAUGAGGAUAUGAUGGAGAGUCUAUUUGGGUGCAAUUCAACAAAUUCAGUUCAAAAAGAGCCCACAACGAGAAGAUCUGGUCUAUCUGUUGUUGAGCAAGAAAACAGAGUUUUGGAUCCCAAGAAAUCACAGAACAUAGCCAUUCUGUUAAGAGCACUAAAUGUUACCAGAGAUGAAGUUUCUGAAGCACUUUUAGAUGGUAAUCCAGAAAGCUUGGGUGCUGAGCUUUUGGAAACUCUUGUCAAGAUGGCUCCAACCAAAGAGGAAGAAAUAAAACUUCGAGAGUAUAGUGGUGACACCUCCAAACUAGGGUCUGCAGAGCGAUUUCUCAAGGCAGUACUUGAUAUUCCGUUCGCCUUUAGAAGAGUUGAAGCCAUGCUGUACAGAGCCAAUUUUGAAACAGAACUAAAAUAUUUGAGGAAAUCAUUUCAAACCCUUGAGGAAGCAAGUGAGGAACUGAAGAACAGUCGGCUGUUUCUAAAACUCCUCGAGGCUGUUCUGAGAACAGGAAACCGGAUGAAUGUUGGCACCAACCGCGGAGAUGCUAAAGCAUUUAAACUCGAGACACUCUUAAAACUUGUGGAUAUAAAGGGAACAGAUGGGAAGACAACAUUGCUCCACUUUGUCGUUCAGGAAAUCAUCAGAUCCGAGGGCUCAAAUACUGAUGUCGGAAAUGGGAUUCCUCAGGGUGGUAGAGACUUCAAGUUUCGGGAGGAAGAUUUCAAAAAGCAAGGAUUGCAGGUUGUGUCUGGUCUGAGUAGAGACCUCAGCAAUGUGAAGAAGGCAGCAGGAAUGGACUCUGAUGUCUUAAGUAGCUACGUGUUGAAGCUCGAAAUGGGACUUGAAAAGGUAAGAUCAGUUUUGCAGUAUGAGAAGCCGGAAAUGCAAGGGAAUUUUUUUAACUCAAUGAAGCUGUUUCUAAGAGAGGCUGAAGAGGAAAUUACUAGAAUCAAAGGUGAUGAACGAAAGGCUUUAUCGCUUGUGAAAGAGGCCACAGAAUAUUUUCAUGGGGAUGCAGCGAAGGAGGGAGCCCAUCCGUUCAGGAUUUUCAUGAUUGUAAGAGAUUUCCUGAAUAUAUUGGACCAUGUAUGCAAAGAAGUAAGAAAUAUGCAGGAUACAACAAUGGUGGGCUCUGCUCGAUCUUUCCGGAUAUCUGCAACCGCAUCACUGCCGGUUCUCAACAGAUACAACGUGAGACAAGAUACGAGUUCCGACGAGGAAAGCUCUUCGCCGUAAAACCCUGUCUAUACAGAAUUUAAUGCUGUAGGAAAUUAGCCAAACUACCAUAUACUUGAAAGAGUUAUUAGAAGCCUCAUAUUGGAUUGAAUCAGCAGCAUGGCGCACGGUGCAUCUAUUUUUCGAUCAAUGACGAGAAUGACGGAGAAAAAAAAGCAGAUGAGCAACGGGGUUUCUCAUUAUCAAGAAAGUCCAAGCUCACAGAAGCAGUUUCAGGUUUGCCAUUGUAGGACAUGCACAUUUUGUACUGAGAACUAUUAAAUUGAAGAUAUUCACAGGCACAGAGUUUAUAUAUGAUAAUAACAAGAAAACACUAUUAUUCUUUUCAGAAUAUAUCUAAAAGCAAAAUAAAAUAGUAUUCAA